This is a messenger RNA of Gasterosteus aculeatus aculeatus (three-spined stickleback), 859 nucleotides long. The record is from RefSeq and is a predicted model, not a curated record. Lineage: Eukaryota; Metazoa; Chordata; Actinopteri; Perciformes; Gasterosteidae.
UAAAAUUCACUUUCUGUUUGCUGGUCGGGCUCCGGCGGGGCGGCGCGGGCCGAGCGUUCUGCCCGCGGGCGGACGAACGGCGGCCGAACCGUCGGAGGAGCCGAGUGGACGCCGCGGGCCGCAUCUUGUCGGCGAACAUGGCGCCGGAGAUGUUUCUGUCUUUCAUUUGGCCGGUUAGCUCGGACGAUGCUAACGGGUUCCCAUGAGGCAGAGAGCGGUCUGUGUGUUCGAUUCCUCAGCCGGCGGACGAUGAGUUCAGAGGACGAGGACGAAGCCGCCGAGUCCGUCAACCCGACUCAGGAGGGCCAAGGGAGCCCCGUCCUGCCCGGCCCCCCCCACGACGAGGACUCGGAGCCUUUCCAGAAGAAGCUCCGCCUCUCUGCUGAGGACCAGGGCGACUCGCUGGCGCCUCAGUUCACCGCCGUCACCCUACCGAUGUCGGCGAGCGACGAAGGCUUCGAGGUGACCAUGACGGCCUCGGCGGACGGGGAUCUCUCUGAGGACGGAGUCGCUCGGAUUCAGAUGGACGAGGACGCCGAUCAGAAGUCCGCCGUGGCCCCUGUCAGUCAGGCCUGGUUCACCACCAAAGAAGACAAGGACACGCUGGCCAACAAAGGUCACAAGUGGAAACAGGGCAUGUGGUCCAAAGAGGAGAUCAACCUCCUGAUGAGCAACAUCGAUCACUACGUGAAGGGGCGGGGCAUCGACGACCCGGCCGAGAUCAUCUUCGAGAUGUCCAAGGAGGAGAGGAAGGACUUCUACCGCUCCGUGGCGCUCGGCCUCAACCGCCCGCUGUUCGCCGUGUACCGCCGGGUUCUCCGGAUGUACGACAACCGGAACCACGUGGGGAAGUGAGUCC